AUGGAACGCAGAAGAUACUCUCCGGAAAGGGACCGUCCGCGGUCUCCCGUCCACCCCACCCAUCUGGCCAAAAGGAACGAAAGGGAACGGAAGAGGGUGAGGAUGGUCAACCUGGCCUUUGCCCUUCUACGACAGCACGUGCCACCCUCUUCGCCCAACAAGAAGCCCAGCAAGGUGGAGACCCUGCGCUCGGCCAUCCGCUACAUCCGUCAUCUUCAGUUAAUGUUGGCUCGGGCCGACUCUUCUCUGUACCCGUCCGAGAGGGGUGCCGACGCUCCGGAACAGGAACUGUACGUUGCUCGUCCACACUGA
Messenger RNA from Centruroides sculpturatus (bark scorpion), 312 nucleotides. Its product is annotated as achaete-scute homolog 1-like. NCBI's taxonomy places the organism in Eukaryota, Metazoa, Arthropoda, Arachnida, Scorpiones, Buthidae. The transcript has a single exon. The record is from RefSeq and is a predicted model, not a curated record. Gene Ontology annotation, molecular function: RNA polymerase II transcription regulatory region sequence-specific DNA binding; protein dimerization activity; DNA-binding transcription factor activity, RNA polymerase II-specific. Bases 1 to 312 code for a protein of 103 amino acids. Gene Ontology annotation, biological process: regulation of transcription by RNA polymerase II; developmental process.